Closterium sp. Naga37s-1 is the source of this 1105-nucleotide messenger RNA. Lineage: Eukaryota; Viridiplantae; Streptophyta; Zygnematophyceae; Desmidiales; Closteriaceae. The record is from the annotation of a GenBank genome assembly.
AUGCCGUAUCUGCCCGAUAGGUUCGGGGAGCUGCCGAGCCUGGAGAUCCUCAAAGUGCAAUCGACCGACACAUACACCAGCGAAGGCCAGGACAUUGAGCUGGACGGAUUCUGCUCCCUGCGUGGCUUUCCCUCCUCCUUCAGCCUGCUCACACGCCUGGAACAGCUGAUCAUAGACGGGUGUGGGAUGCUGGGGGAGCUGCCGAGCGGCAUGGGCAAUCUGUGCAGCCUGAAGGUCCUGAAAGUGGAGAAGUGCAAGCGGCUGAAGGUCUUUCCGUCCUUCUUGCCCUCUGCUGAGGAUGGUGCCGCAGGUGCCGGAUCGUCUGCUCCUGCUGCCACCUCUGCUGCUCCUGCUGCUGCUGCUGCUGCUGCUGCUGCUGCUGCUGCUGCUGCUGCUGCUGCUGCUGCUGCUGCUGCUGCUGCUACUGCUGUUGCUGCUUCUGCCUCAUUUUCCACCACUUCAGCUGCUGCCACCUCAUUUGCUGCCACUUCAGUUGCUGCCACCUCAUCUGCUGCCACUUCAGCUGCUGCCACUUCGAUGACUGGAUCGAUUGAGCAGGCUGGGUUGGGGUGCCUGUCGGCUCUGGUGCACCUUCACAUUGUCAACACCAACCUCCCCUCACUUCCGGAAAACCUAGGCGAUUUGAAAGAGCUGGCAGUGCUGCUGCUAGAGAAGUGCCAUGCCAUGACAUCGCUUCCUGCCUCCAUGGCUACCCUUCCCAAACUGCAGCAGAUUGGUCUCAAGUCUCUUCCUCUGCUGACUCACCUGCCCGAGAAUCUCGGGCAGCUGAAGGCACUCAAUGAUUUGGGUUUAGAUUCAUGCAAAACCCUGGAGAGCCUUCCUGAAUCAUGCAGCCUGAUCUCCUCCCUUAUAGUGCUCAGCAUCAUUUAUUGUCCUAAAAUCGCUUGUCUUCCAGAUUCACUCUCCUCAUUCACCCGCCUUUCCUCUCUGAAGCUCAAUCGUCUUUCCAAGCUGCGGUUUCUCCCUUCUCCAUUCUCCCUCCCAUCCCUCAUCAAGCUCUCAGUGCAAAAUUGCAAGGCGCUGAGGGCCCUACCCAGCGACUUGGGCAGUUUGUGCUGUCUGAGGGAGGUGGAUCUGGAUGGGU